UCCGCUUGCGUUGUUCGAUGAAACGCAGUUGUGUCCUCGAUCAGUCUUGUCGCAAAUGAAAUGCGUAAGGAUUGUAUUUUAUGUAAAUUAUGAAUUAUAAAUAUAUAUGCAGAUAAAAUGAUGGUCAGUAACCGUGAUCGCAUGAUACAGUACGAUGAUUUGCACUUUCCAUAUUGCGAUGACGUUAGCAAGUAUGAGAAACUUGAUAAAAUCGGCCAAGGAACGUUUGGGGAGGUGUUUAAGGCUCGACACAAGAGAUCCAAGAAGGUUGUGGCUCUGAAAAAAGUCUUGAUGGAAAAUGAAAAGGAAGGGUUCCCAAUAACAGCUUUAAGAGAGAUCAAGAUUCUCCAGCAGCUCAAACAUGAUAACAUUGUCAAACUGAAUGAAAUAUGCAGAACCAAACCUGUUAACAAUGCUUACAAUCGAUGGCGCUCAACCUUCUAUCUGGUGUUUGAUUUUUGUGAACAUGACCUGGCUGGGCUGCUGUCAAACUUCAGUGUCAAGUUCAGCUUGGGUGAGAUCAAGAAAGUCAUGCAGCAGCUGCUGGAGGGACUCUUCUACAUCCACAGCAGCAAGAUCCUACACAGAGACAUGAAGGCCGCCAACGUGCUCAUCACCAAGUCCGGCACGCUGAAGCUCGCGGACUUUGGCCUGGCGCGUGCGUUCUCUCAGAGGAACGGUCAGCCCAACAGGUAUACUAACCGUGUGGUGACGCUGUGGUACCGCCCCCCGGAGCUGCUGCUGGGGGAACGCAACUAUGGACCUCCUAUUGACAUCUGGGGGAGCGGGUGCAUCAUGGCGGAGAUGUGGACUCGCACACCCAUCAUGCAGGGCAACACGGAGCAGCACCAGCUGACGCUGAUCUCCCAGCUGUGUGGCACCAUCUGCCCUGAGGUGUGGCCUGGAGUAGAGUCGCUGCCACUGUACGCUGCCAUGGAGUUGCCACGCAACCACAAGCGCAAAGUCAAGGAGAGACUCAAGCCUUACAUCCGCGACGCCCACGCCUGUGACCUCAUCGAUAAGAUGCUCACUCUAGACCCCAGCAAGAGGAUAGAUGCAGACACCGCUCUGAAUCAUGACUUCUUCUGGUUGGACCCGUUGCCCUGCGACCUGGGCACGAUGCUCUCUCACCACACCCACAGCAUGUUCGAGUUCCUCGCCCCCCCUCGUCGCAACCGACACCAUCACCACCAUCAUCACAUGCACCACAACCAGCAACCAUCACAAGCUGGUGGUGCCCAAAGCAGUGCUGGUGGUGUUGGUGGUGCAGGAGGAAGUGUUAAUAGCGUCACGCAAUCGUCUUCAGGCCUGAGCCAUCACCACCAGCCCCACAGCAGCAGCAGCGCGUCUCAGGGUAGACGCCACCGCGCAGCUGCUGCCUCUGUAGCCAGCAUGUCCACCUGCCCUGAACGGAUAUUUUGAGCCAGCGUGUACUGCCCUGAACGGAUAUUCUGAGCCAGCAUGUACUGCCCUGAACAGAUAUUCUGAGCCAGCUUGUACUGCCCUGAACGGAUAUUCUGAGCCAGCAUGUACUGCCCUGAACAGAUAUUCUGAGCCAGUGUGUACUGCCCUGAACGUAUAUUCUGAGCCAGCGUGUACUGCCCUGAACGGAUAUUCUGAGCCAGCGUGUACUGCCCUGAACGGAUAUUCUGAGCCAGCGUGUACUGCCCUGAAAGGACACCAUCAGCAGUCAACAUGCCAUGUCCUCAUGGAGGAAGUUCAUUCUAUCCGUGUUGAAAACUCGAGUACAAAUUUUCCUACAAAAUCUAGGUUACUUUCGUAAGCUUUGAAUAUUGGGUUAUUAUUUGUUCAAAGUUUAUUUACUGGCUUUUUGGUGAUUUCUUUAGUAUUGAAACCGUCAUGGGGCCUCCAUGGCGUUAGUGAACUCGAAUUCUUGCGUGUCGCUGUUUGAAAUGACAUUUAAUUCUAGCAGUCAAAUAAUGAAUCCUAAAUAACUGCAGUUUGAUGCACGUCGAGGUGUCAGUAAAGAUCUCUCCUUGAAGACCAAAAAUUGUAAGAAGGCCAAGAAUGAUUUGGUUUGUUUGUGACACUUUACUGGCUACCUUCAUUCCUACAACAUUAGUUUUUAUUAAAAGUUUUAAUGAAGCUUUAAUAGGAUUUAGCAUUAGACAAACACUAUGUUUACUGUGAUUAAUUUUAUGUUAUAUUUUUUGUUUAUUUUAUCGUAUCUUAAUGCUGAUUUCCGCUUAAUGUUGACGUUUGGAUCUUUCUCGACGCCCUAUCGUGCUGGACUUCUCUUUCUCGUCGCCAUAUCGUGCUUGACUUCUCUUUCUCGACGCCAUACCGUGGUGGACUUCUCUUUCUCGACGCGAUAUCGUGCUGGACUUCUCUUUCUCGACGCGAUAUCGUGCUGGAUCUCUUUCUCGACGCCAUACCGUGCCGGACUUCUCUUUCUCGACGCCAUACCGUGCUGGACUUCUCUUUCUCGACGCCCUACCGUGCUGGACUUCUCUUUCUCGACGCCAUACCGUGCUGGACUUCACUUUGUGCUCCAAUCCGUAAUUCUCACGAAUCAAAAUGAAAUUUAUUUGAGAACGUGCUUAAAUAAGUAGAUUUCAAAUUAGCAGAUUAUAUAUAGUUUGAUGAACUUGGUUAUAAUUACAUCUUGUUUUACUGAUUCAAAAAUAUCGCUAUCGACAUCUUUGAGCUUUUCUUCAAGCUAUAAUUAUUGUGUUUUUUUAACAAUUGAUUAUGAAUACGCUGGUUAUACUGGCAGUGUCAAUGCGUCUCGUGUGUUGCCAGUAACGCUGGUUAUAAUGGCAGCGAUUCAAGCAGCAGGAGCAGUUCUCAAUUUCUCGUGUCAACGCUCGCUAAUAUUAUGUUGGUAUUUUUUUCAUUAUUUGUUUCAUCUUUGUUUGUGUUUCCUUGGAAGUAAUAUCGGCUCUAAAGUCUAUUAUAAUUUUUAACUUAGCUCAUGGUCCGUCACUUCGUAACAUGUUUCUGAAGUCGGGGAAAGGCUGGUAGGAAGUCCGGUAUGUCCCUUAAAACUUUCUUCUCUUGCCCUGCUUGGUCUUUGGAUGAUAAAAAAGAAAAAAAACUCCACUCUUCCAAUUAAUUGGUGCUUGGGAUUUGAGUUGUAUAUGUCUACUUACCGUAUGUACAUUACUUGUACAUAUUUUGAUGGUGAAGUGAACUUGAAUGCUGCCGCUACGAACUGAGCGCUGUUUGCUCGUAUGUGACGAAGCUUUUCUAGUGCGACAAGAUGCAAGCACGAGUCCCGUGCCUCGAUUAUUUCGCUCGCGAUUUCAGCAAGUGUCACCGAAAAAGUACAAAUUAUCCUGACAAAUUUAAAUAUUUAAUCAUUUUGUACAUUCGUUUCACGUGAUCGCGUAUAUGACUUGUGAAUGUGCAACUUUCAGUACCAACAAUAGGUUAACCUGAAUUAGUAUUAGUCUUUGUAAACCUUGUCCGACGAUCUCAUCUAUGCACUCGAACAUUUAUUUGCGUGUCACUUUGUACAUCAUGUACUUUCUUCUCAACUUAUGAGCCGCUUCCUAGGAUUACUUGCCGCACAUUGAUUCUCACAACAAAGUGUCCGUCCAAGCGGCGGUUUGCCAGCCUCGGUUAUCAUCUCGAUACUCGCUCGGGAUCAUGCGAUUCUUGUCGCAUUUCAGCCAUCAAAUCCCACUGCUAGCGAAUGUUUUCAGGGCAUUUAUGUGAUUCUUGGCAUAUGAUGAAUUUGUUAGCUUCUAAAGUAACUUCUUUGUCGGUCCACUAUGCGUAAAUUAUCUAGAAUUAAACAAAGGCGCAUUUCCACGUUGCUGUUACUUGCGUGUGCGAUGCUCCCUGCAACUGGAACUGGUUUUCCUGGCAAACCGCCUCUGUAUUUUAAACGUUACACUGAAACAUAAUUAACACACCAAUUCGCCCCCAAUGGUAACUUUCAAAGGGAAAUAACCUAGCGUUUGUCGUCGCCAAAAUAACAUGAGUACAAAAUGUUGCUUUUUCUUCUGUCUGAGGCAAUUUUCUUCUAAGUACCGAGGGACAUCGAGAACUGUGCUCUGAAUAGCGAAUAACUGAUGUGCAUUAUGUUUUUAAUUAUUUUUUACUUUCUGCCUCUCCCCAACAGUGUCGUAGUUAGUCUCUAUGUUGUUAAAGUAUGCAUUAUACAUUCUUACAUACCUGUCAUUAAAUUAGCUCUUAUAUUCCAUUUAUUUUCUAUUUCGUAUUCUUUCGAUGCCGGAACUGCCAAAUACACGAGAAAUCCCUGGCACUUGAAGUUGAUCGUGUGCGAGUUUUUAAUUUCGUGAGAGCAAGUUUUGCUUGGAAAUAAUCUAUUCUUAGUUUAAUCCAUUAGUGAUCAGAGUAAAAGCUAUAGUUUUCAGAUCGAUAUUUCGCUGUAGGAAGACGAGCCAUCUUUUUCUUUUUUAGAUCUUUUUAUUAUGUGGUGUUUUCCCACUAUGUAGUGCAUGAACAAUAUCAAGGUAAACCCAUAAAUAAGCAGCUCCGAUAAACGCAUAUAUACUUGUUUGGAUGGUCUAUACUUCACUUAUAAGUAAACAUCCUUCGCGCUCCCUUCGAUCGCAAUUGAAGAGUUUUCACUCAAACUUUUAUUUAAAUUUAGUAGUUCCCUAAACUGAAAAAUCCGUUGAAGUUCUUCUGUUAAUUUCCUCCAUCGCACUCAGUGAAGGUUAUAAAUUUUACUUGAUCUCAUCUUUCCCUGGCCCCUGGGUAAAGUAUAUCUUGUUGAUGUCUGUACGAUGAAAAUUUCAGUAUUUCCACUCCUAUUUAAAUUAUUGUGUUUCAUCGUCCAAGUAAGUUUUUAUUUUAUUAGUGAUUGAAAGCAAAUAUCAUGUCUACGAUGCCAGCUGCUACUGCGUUUUACAUCACGACAUUAAAUUUUAUUCUACUUCACGACUACUACACGAAUUUCUACUUUUCGUUGAUGAUAAAAUCAAGAACUUCUACGUUACAGCAUCAGAAAUGUUAGACCAAAUAGCCGCCACUAUCCUGGUGCUAAGAGUUGCGGUGAGCUAAAAUCGAUCAUUUCUUAUUAAGUUGAGCGCGCGGAAGGAAAUAAUGUUAUUGAUGUCUGUGAUUGCCGACAGACCAGCGUUGCGGGCCCGUUUUUCAAUGAACAUUUCCUAGGCGAAAAAUGCACUUUCUUGCAGUUUUGAUGUACUUUUUUUAAUUUUCCGUUUAAAGAAUAAUCUGUACUUUUCAUGAGCUAAUAAGAUCAAGUUUUGACAUGACACCAUCUUGUACUUGAAUAAUUAACCCGGUCUGUC
Molecule: messenger RNA, 5249 nt
Organism: Hyalella azteca
Lineage: Eukaryota; Metazoa; Arthropoda; Malacostraca; Amphipoda; Hyalellidae
Product: cyclin-dependent kinase 9
Exons: 8
Coding region: 118-1422 (434 amino acids)
Biological process (GO): protein phosphorylation
Cellular component (GO): nucleus
Molecular function (GO): ATP binding; cyclin-dependent protein serine/threonine kinase activity
Source: RefSeq, a predicted model, not a curated record